Vigna radiata var. radiata (mung bean) is the source of this 396-nucleotide messenger RNA. RefSeq lists its product as uncharacterized. The record is from RefSeq and is a predicted model, not a curated record. NCBI's taxonomy places the organism in Eukaryota, Viridiplantae, Streptophyta, Magnoliopsida, Fabales, Fabaceae. Bases 1 to 396 code for a protein of 131 amino acids. The transcript is spliced from 2 exons.
AUGCGGGCAAUUCAGAGUAGGCAUAAAUCUUAUGCAGAUAAAAGGAGACCGCUAGAGUUCGAGACAGGAGAUCACGUGUUUCUAUGGGUGACACCGAUAACUGAAGUUGGGAGAGCUAUUAAGUUAAAGAAGUUGUCACCAAAAUUUCUCGGACUGUAUGAGAUUCUUAGGAGGAUAGGACCGGUAGCUUAUGAGUUGAGGAAAUAUGUUCCAAAUGCGACUCAUGUGCUAGAGGUAGAUGAUAUCCAAGUUAGAGAGGAACUAACUUUGGAUAUUAGACCAUUGCAAGUAUUAGAUGAGCAAACUAAAAACCUAAGAGGAAAGAAUAUUCGCAUGAUAAAGGUGCUUUGGAAUGAAGGGACUCAGGAAAUGACUUGGGAAUUAGAAAGUACAUGA